AUGGAAGAACAAAAGAACCCAAUUACAUUCCAGUGCAUUUCCUGUAAUACAAUAAUUACAGACUCAUUCUUUCUUAUGGAGAGAGUUGAGGACAACCUUCUGUUCACAGCAGCACCAAAUACGAUUAUAGACAACUCUAUAAUAAGCACUGCAGAGACCGAUUCAGACGAAACAUACUGUUCUUAUUCUAUUAUAAGGUGUAUAUGCAAUAAAGAAAUAGGAAGAAAAUAUGUUACAGUGAAUGAUUCAUUAACCAACUGUUUAAACAACUACUUGAUACAGAUAAAGAACAUACGGGGGUAUCAGCUGGGGAUGAAGGCUCAAACAAAAGAAGCAGUUAUAAUGACAAACUCUGAGAUAAACACAGAAAUAAUUAAAUUACAGCGGUUCUGCACAUUCUUAUAUAAUAAGAUAAAGGAGAUAAAGUAAUGGUGGCUUGGGAUUAAAUAGUGUAGAAAUAUGAAUAGCCUGACAUUCUUAAUAACAGAGUUUCGGGGCGCAUCUAAGUUUAAUGGUUGUAUCACAGGGUGCAAUUUCUAUUCAAAAGUAAUUUAUUUAUUAUCUUGAAUUAUUAAAAAUGGAAA
Molecule: messenger RNA, 584 nt
Organism: Nematocida parisii ERTm1
Lineage: Eukaryota; Fungi; Microsporidia
Exons: 1
Coding region: 1-429 (142 amino acids)
Source: RefSeq, a predicted model, not a curated record